Zingiber officinale is the source of this 680-nucleotide messenger RNA. Its product is annotated as 16.0 kDa heat shock protein, peroxisomal-like. Bases 170 to 592 code for a protein of 140 amino acids. Gene Ontology annotation, biological process: response to hydrogen peroxide; protein folding; response to heat. NCBI's taxonomy places the organism in Eukaryota, Viridiplantae, Streptophyta, Magnoliopsida, Zingiberales, Zingiberaceae. The record is from RefSeq and is a predicted model, not a curated record. The transcript is spliced from 2 exons.
CUCAAAUGGUAAAUUACCUGAGAGUGUUAUUUGGGCCCAAUAAUCGAUGACGGCCCAGUUUUUAUUGACGCGGUGAAUCCAGAAGGUUCUUCCAUUGUCCCGCAGCUCUGGAAUCAUCCUCUGUGAUCUUUAUCAGCACGGAAUAGAAGAGAGAUCGGAAGAAGCAGAAAUGGCGGAGUUAUCCUUCUUCGGCAACCCCUUCCGGCGCUUGCUGUGGAGUCCUCUGAUCUUGGCUGGAUCGUCUUCCCUUGCCGCCAUGGACUGGCUCGAGACCCCUUCCGCCCACAUAUUCAAGUUCGACCUCCCAGGGUUCGGGAGUGAGGACGUGAAGGUGCAGCUGGAGGAGGGGAACGUGCUCAGCGUCCAGGCGGAGGAGAAGCAAAAGGAGAAGCAGAGGCAGAAGGAAGCGGUGUGGCACGUGACGGAGCGAGGGCGGGGCAGCCUCGCGCGGCGCAUCGCGCUGCCAGAGAACGUGAGGGCGGAGCAGAUCAAGGCGCAGGUGGAGAACGGCGUGCUCACCGUCGUCGUACCCAAGGAACCCAUCCCACCGAAGGCCAAGCCCAGGACCAUCGCCGUCACCAGCAAACUCUGACGGAUCUUCGAUGCAUCGAUGAAUCCAAAACGAACUAUUGUAAAUCGUACAAAGUUAUUGCUAAAUAAAUGCCACUUUUGUGCAUGAA